Molecule: messenger RNA, 1692 nt
Organism: Dibothriocephalus latus
Lineage: Eukaryota; Metazoa; Platyhelminthes; Cestoda; Diphyllobothriidea; Diphyllobothriidae
Source: the annotation of a GenBank genome assembly
AUGGCAAAGAGCAGACGACUGAUCUUCGACCCUGUCGGCCUAAUCGAACUUCUGCGCGUGGCCAAACGCCUGUUAGAUCGUACAGACACCUAUCCAACAAAGAACGAGGAAACCAGGCUGCUAUGGGCUGCUUCGGCGCUUCUGAGCAGACUUGCCGGCGUGGACUACAGCGACCGCACAAGGAUGCUCUUUUUGAUCAUCCAGUUCGAAGACGAUAGCGAAUUUCUGCUGGAGAUGGCGCAAGCCUUGCAAAACGUAACCUUUUCGCAAACCUUGGCAGAAAUGCGAAAUGUCACCGCGAUGGCAGGGUCCGGCCUGUUGUCGGCCGUAGGUGGAUUUCUGGAGAAUGUGUUCGCGCAUAACGCUACCACUGCCAGCAGUAGCAUGAAGAACUGUUGCUCUGUUUUGACCCAGGUUGAGAAAAAUAAAUUUGGUCUUUUUAAGAGGCCCAGGCGCUUGAGCAGUUGGACGGAUGGCGGUUAUCUGAUGCCUAACUUCAAGAUCUACUACGUAGAAAAAGGAAACUUCCCUCUUGACAUCCCUAGUAAAUGGCCAAAGAAGGCAGGAGAAGAAGAAGAAGCUGUCAUUAUCAGUUUUGUCAGGUUCGAAGCUGUCCUGCCAAAUAUAACGCUUGAUCUGCUGGCCCUACCUCGCAUAGCCAAUUGGACAGCAGCUGAUCACAACCAGACUGGAGAUGGCAGUUUAAAACCAACCGGAGGUCUGCUACCGAUCAAUAGCGGGAUCCAGCGUGUGUCUGCGCUGACUCCUCGUCUCACGCAAAACGUGGAGGUCCACUAUGAGGCAGCUAUCCCCCUGAUUGUACAAAACGAAUACAAGGCUGUGGCAUUUGCUCGAAUCAACGAUGCUAUGCACUGGAAAGCCAGAGAGACUGCCGCGGUGGGGAGCUCUGAAAUGGAGUUUGGCGUGCAGUGUGUCCACUGGAAGGGUGCCCCCGACAAUCACUGGGAUCCCUCUGUCUGUACACAAGUUACUGGCAGUCUCACUUCUGUGACCUGUCGCUGCAAGCAGGCGGGCAUCUUUGCAGUAGCAAUGGAGUCGCCGGAAUUUGGAGGUCACCCAGCCUCUUACUGGUGGGUCGCCGGCGCCCCCAGUCUGCGAGUUUUCAAUCUGCUCAAGGUUUGCUUAAACGCCGGCGGCAAUAGCCUCUCCUUCCUGGCUCUCAUCAGUCUCUGUGUUUAUCUCUACAAAAAGGAGACAGAACCUGAGCUGGUUGGACAGAAUAAAAUUAAAAUUAAUUUCACACUGGCUCUGGCAGGCUACCAUCUGAUUUUCAUGUUCAUUCCCUUUCUUGAGCAAUUCAGGGCUGGUUGUCUAUUUAGCAGCCUUGGUCUGCAAUUAUUCGGUUCAGCCUAUCUGGCCUGGCAUAUGUGUCAGUGCUUUUACCUCUUUGGAGCCCUCAUCAAUGGAACACUGGCCAAUACUAUCAAACUGUACAUUUUUAUUGGCUGGAUAGUCGGCCCUGUGAUAGUCUUCAUUGACUGCGUUUCCUCGUUUGAUGACUACGGCCUAGGACGGUUAUGCCUACCUGGACCAGAAUCUGCUAGCAUGUUUGUUUACAUUUGCCAGGCGGCUAUCUUGCUGCUGUUGUCUAUUGUCUGCUGUUUUAUUCUACUUUGCAACGUGGACACUCCAGCCUAUCUGAAGCCAUUAAUAGUGGAAGCACUGCAGUAA